AUGUCAGAGCGGAUUCCGUUAUUCGAGGAGGAAAAGGAUUACAUAAAUGAAAACGAUAUCAGUGAGUUUGCCAAAGCCUUGGUGUGGCAAGAUUAUGAUGAGACCAGUAGUACAUCACCAACAACGCCAACGCAUGAAAUGAUUGUCCAGGGCGCUCUCUCCCAAAACAGCAAUAACGGCGAAGGCACAGAGCACCAGCAGGAGGAAGAAGGGGAUCUCCGGAUGCUUAUUGACGAAGGAGCAGGCUUGGGAGCAAUACCAACGACAAAACCAAACUUUGUCACGUCCAAGAAUGAUUGGUUUCCUAUUAAUAGUCAAGACCUCGAGUCUCCCAAGACAAAGUCCAAAAAUAACAAAAAACAGAGAGGAUCAAGUUCGGGCUCGGGCUCGGGCUCGCGUUCGGGUUCGAGUUCAAGUUCAAGUUCGAGUUCCAACUCUGCCGUGAAGUUACUACAAAAUGAGUUUAGAAGUAGCGCUAGCUUUACAUUACUACGAUGGCCAAUUCUAAUCUUUGUCUUUGCAUGGAUUACUCUAUUAGCAUUUUUAUAUCUCAUCGUACGAGUAUACGUUGCCCUCCUGGAGUACUUUAUCACAUGGAGAGGCGAAAGAAAGAGAUUGAGAGAUAAGUUGAGAAACUCCAACACUUAUGAAGAAUGGGUUGAGAAUGCAAAAAAAUUGGACCAGUAUCUUGGUUUGAAUAAAUGGGCCGAUAACCCUAAAUUCUCAUACUAUGAUUCACAAACAGUGAAAUUAACGAUAACCAAACUAAGACAAGCAAGACUGCAGAAUAGUAAGAGCGAAUUGUUGUUGUUGUUACAAAGUUGUUUGAAGCGAAAUUUCGCUGGUAUCGAAAAUCGCCAAUUAUAUUCUCAUAUGUACUACGGCACUAAGAAGUUAGUUCAAGAAUUUUACAAGGAGGUUGUUCUAUGUAUUGAUCAAGUAAUAGAGUCAACCGAAAUCAAUCCGGAAACCAAGUACAAAUUCUUUAAAACUGUGCUGCAGAAUUUUGGUAAAUCGGCAUUAUGUUUGAGCGGAGGAGCUUGUUUUGCAUACACACAUUUCGGUAUAGGAAAGGCACUACUUGAUCAAAAUUUGCUACCCAAUAUCAUUUCAGGGACCUCUGGUGGCGGUUUGAUUGCUUCAUUGCUUUGUACUCGGACUGAUGAGGAAUUGAAGAAAUUGUUAGUUCCUCAAUUAGCAAGAAAGAUCACAGCAUGCGAAGAUCCAUGGUAUAUUUGGAUUCCUAGGCUUAUCAAAACCGGAGCAAGAUUCAAUGCUGUUGCAUGGGCCAGAAAAUCCAAUUUUUUCACUAGAGGGUCAACCACUUUUGAAGAAGCAGCAGUUAGAACGGGUAGGAAAUUGAAUAUCAGCACUGUUCCAGCAGAUCCACACUCGCCAGUGAUUUUGUGUAAUGACAUAACGUCACCUCAUUGUAUUAUCUGGUCAGCAUUGUUGGCUUCCUCAGCAGUUCCAGGCAUAUUAAAUCCAGUUGUUUUGAUGAUGAAAAAUCGAGUAGACGGAACAAUUGUUCCUUUUUCAUUGGGAAGUAAAUGGAGAGAUGGUUCCUUGAGAACCGAUAUUCCAAUUGAUGCGCUCAACACAUAUUACCACGUUAACUUUACCAUUGUUUCUCAAGUCAAUCCACAUAUAUCAUUAUUUUUCUUUGCACCAAAGGGAACAGUGGGAAGACCUGUUUCUAUUUCCAAAAGGAGAACAGCAAGUGAAAAGUUUGCUUCAUUUAGAGGUGGGUUUGUUGCCACGGCUUUGGAACAACUAUUUAGGUUGGAAAUCAAGAAAUGGUUACACAUUAUCAAGUCACUCGACUUAUUACCGCAUGUUUUGCAACAAGAUUGGUCUAAUGUUUGGUUACAGAAUUUUACAGGCACAAUAACAAUAUGGCCAAGAAACAAAUUAAAGGAUUUCUGGUACAUCUUGUCGGACCCCACGGAAAAGCAGAUGGAAGAGAUUAUGAAGAAAGGUGAGAGAAGCAUGUACCCCAAGAUUCUCUUUAUAAAGAAUAGAUCAUCAAUAGAACGAGCAAUUGAUAAAGGUCGUAAAAUUACAAGUUUAGCAAUGAGAGGAAGGAAAAUGAAUAUUCAGAUGGACUCAGAUGAAGACGAGUUUGAACCAAGCGAUUACGAUUUAGCCAAGUUCAAAAAUACAAUUGGCAUAACUAAUAAAGAUUUGGAGAUGUUGGAUAGUUUCCCCGAGGGUGAAGACGAAGAGGAGGAGGAGGAAGAAGAAGAAGAAGAAGACGACGAGGAUUUUGAUUUAGAAUACGCGUAUGAAAGUGACGCAUUAGAGUCACCAACAUUCAAGAAACCAAGACGGAACACUGUUUUUUAA
This is a messenger RNA of Lodderomyces oxycetoniae, 2346 nucleotides long. RefSeq lists its product as uncharacterized. Gene Ontology annotation, biological process: lipid metabolic process. The transcript has a single exon. The record is from RefSeq and is a predicted model, not a curated record. Bases 1 to 2346 code for a protein of 781 amino acids. NCBI's taxonomy places the organism in Eukaryota, Fungi, Ascomycota, Pichiomycetes, Serinales, Debaryomycetaceae. Gene Ontology annotation, molecular function: triacylglycerol lipase activity.